This is a messenger RNA of Diuraphis noxia (Russian wheat aphid), 2744 nucleotides long. RefSeq names its product Zinc finger protein ush (gene ush). The record is from RefSeq and is a predicted model, not a curated record. Gene Ontology annotation, cellular component: nucleus. Lineage: Eukaryota; Metazoa; Arthropoda; Insecta; Hemiptera; Aphididae. Gene Ontology annotation, biological process: cell differentiation; heart development; negative regulation of transcription by RNA polymerase II. Gene Ontology annotation, molecular function: RNA polymerase II-specific DNA-binding transcription factor binding.
UUGUGCUCGUKGCACGUCACGCGAGUCUUUGUUUUUGUUUUUGCAUUUUUAAAAAAAUUUUUCGCAGUCCUUUACUGAAUCAAACAUAUCUUGACUUUGGAUUUUUUGAUUUUGACAACACGAAUUAAAAGAUGGUGAAAGUGAUCCGACAUUCAAUCAAAAGCAUAACUGGCGAGGACAGCGAAUGGGUGACAAACGAAGAAGUGGUUGACGGUAGCGACGCAACGAUAAAGUGUGAGGUAAAAACAGAACAAAAUCAGCUACCGUCGCCGCCUUCGCGACCGGAACCAGAAGAGCUGCCGACACCCGCCAUCGACCCGCAUCCAACGCUAAGACUCAAUCCGAAUCUGGYUACUGACCCAGCCAAAUGGUCGCCGACAGACAAACCGUCACCGCCGGAACCUCCGCCGCCUCCACCGCCUCCACCGUCUGCGAUAAUAACGGCCACCGCAGCCGCAUCAUCWUCUGCAUCGUCCACAUCGUCWUCGUCGUCUUCGUCCUCAUCACUGUCGUCGUCGGCGAUUGGCGAACCUACUCACAACGUGGUAACCAUUACCACGCCUAGAGCAAUUCAAAUAUUCAUUUGCAACCCGUGUGGCAUACGAUUCAGUUCGCUGAGCACGUUGGACGCCCAUCAGACGUACUAUUGUUCGCGAAGACUCAAAAAAGAUUCGGAGUCGGACGAAGUCAAGAUACCGAUGGUYGUCGAAUCGGACGAAAUAGCUUUGGGCAACGACACGGACAGCCGUCCGUCUUCCGUCGAGCCGUCUUUGAAGGCGAUGAGAACUGGRAAACAGUACAAGUGCCCUCACUGUUCGUACAGCGCCGACAAGAAAGUGAGCUUGAACAGGCACAUGCGCAUGCAUUCCAUAUCUCCGGUGUCCGUGCAAUCGCCACCGUGCCCGUCGGACAACGCUGACCCGUCGGUGGUGGACCGGUACUGCCAGAACUGCGACAUCCGGUUCUCCAACCUGCGCACGUACCAGGCGCACAAGACGCACUACUGCAACACGCGGCACGUGGUCAAGCCGACUCCGUCCAGCUCGCCGAUGGCCAAUAACCCAUCGCCCACCGGAGUGGUGCCCACUUACCUGGCKCUGCCCACCAAUCCUGUCAUCGUAGUUCCUUACACACUCGUACAAAACGCAAGCGUCCUGUCCGCGCUGUCCGGGGACAUAGGCCCGUCCCCGCCCACCGACACUGCCUGCAUCGUCCUGUCCGACGGUACGCUGCAGCCCAUCGCCCAGGCGCUGGUGCCCAUCAAGUUUGGCAUGAUCGCCAACAGCGAAAACAUACAGAGAGACAACUCUCAGUCUCCGCCGGAAGAAUUCUUUUCGCCGCCCAAAAAGGCGGAGUCCAUCAGCCCGGAGACGAAGAUGAGACCGGCGGCACAGCCAUCGUCGCCGCUUGACCUGCGGCUGAAGCGCGUGACAAAAUCGUCGCAGGACGCCGCAGGCUGCAUAAACGGCGAAGAGGAAAAGGAGAACAGGCGGAGUGACGGAAACGUGACAGACGCCGAGGACAUAGUGUGCGCGCCAUCCAUCCCGUGCAUGAUACUGUCGCCGUCGUCCUCUCCGACGUCUGGUGGCGGCGGUGACGGCAGUGGCGGAAACAGGACCCCGCAACACCGACCCGGUGCRCACCAUCACCACCAUAUCCAGCAACUGCAACAGCAGCGCCAACAGCAACAGCAACUGCAGCACCACCAGCAACUCCAACAGCAGCACCUCCACCGUAGCCACAAUCAGCUGCCGCUGCAGYCUCCGACCAACGGCAUGGUGCAGCACAGCGGUAAGCCUGUUCCGUCAGCGACCGUUCACGAAGGCAUCGAUCGGAACGGYGGAAAGUUCAGCGUAUCCAGUCUGUUGCACGCGGCCGGCGGCCGGCUGCCAGACGGCGUCAAGCAGGAACCUGCAAACAACGGUGAGUCGCCGCACCACGUGAUGCACCAAUUGCCGGGCGCGCAUCACAGGUUCAGCGCGAUGCACAAGUCGCUGCUGUCCUCGGCCGGCGUGGCUCCGAUUCCACCCGGCGUCCAGCCGCGCGGYCUCGGCGAACUUCUCAACCCGGCCUCCGUGUUGCCGUAUUUUGCACCGGACAUGACGCUCCGACUGACUCCGAACUCGGCGCAGGACGGCAUGCCACCCGCUCACCAUCAGUUCUACUUGAAACAGGGCCCGUCAAAGUGCGAGAGCUGCAACAUCGUGUUCUGCAAGUACGAGAACUUUCUGGCGCACAAGAAGCACUACUGCGCAUCUCGCCCGCCACCGGACGGCGGGGACGGUGACGCGGACAAGACGAGCCCCGAGGGGUCGCCCGGCCCAAAGCCGCUGACCGUGUCGUCGCCGCAGUCGUCCAAGGACAGCGUCAGCCCCACGCCGGUGCUUAAGCCACCCAUGAUCCAGUUUAUAUGCUCCACGUGCGGCGUCAAGUUUUCGUCAUUCGACAAUCUCACCACGCACCAGACUUUCUACUGCCCGAACAGGACCGCGGCCGUGGCGUUGCAGGAACCGGCGGCAGACAAUAAGGCGGCCCCGGCACCGCCAAAGUGUCCCAAGUGCAAAAUGACUUGCGAGGSUCUUGCUAUAAGACCCGAGACUAAGAUGGUACUGCRGCCUGCAGGUAUUAGCGGGACCAAGAUCAAGACAAUACACAUGCUACGAGACAAAGACCAAAAUAAGACCAACACGUCCGACAUUGCAAGGGCAAAAAAUUUUUCCCCGAAAACGCAUUGGUGCAUCUAA